Molecule: messenger RNA, 4681 nt
Organism: Trichomycterus rosablanca
Lineage: Eukaryota; Metazoa; Chordata; Actinopteri; Siluriformes; Trichomycteridae
Gene: mtus1a
Product: microtubule associated tumor suppressor 1a
Exons: 15
Coding region: 148-3510 (1120 amino acids)
Cellular component (GO): cytoplasm; nucleus
Molecular function (GO): microtubule binding
Source: RefSeq, a predicted model, not a curated record
AUACAGAGGCGUGUUAGGAGCAGUGGAGUGUGAGCGCUCAAAGGUGAUGGAACGCAGUGUUGGAAAUCAUUGCUAGGUGGCGUUGACACCAGAUGAACAGUCUUAAGUGAUCCCUUUGGGGUUAAAAGUACUUGAGCAGCCAAGGCUAUGGAGGCUCCUCGCAGAGCCGUGUAUCUCUCACUGUCUGUGGAGGACCAGAAUGGAAAGGAGUUGAAUUACAGUAGUGACUCGUCUGAUUCACCAAGGGCCAGUACACACAGUUCAGAGGACUGCAGCGUCAUGACUUCAGCUGAGAACCUAAAUAGAAAAGUGAUUGUGCAAUCAGAGAACAUGGAUAUGGUGGACUGUGUAGCAACUUUGAAUAACAACUCUAACCAGAAUGUGACUUUCAUGAUCUCAGGCCUUCAAAAUGGCAGUGUUUAUUCUGGAAGUUCUAUGUCUUGUGUUCGUAGUGUCGUUGUUCAGAAAAGUGACAGAGUUGUAGAGAAAUGCCUCGACUUUGAAGCAGACAAAGUCUUCAAUAUGGGAUCUGUUAACCCAUCCAGCCAUGGCUUGUGUGAGAUCUGCAGCUCAGUGAGCUCUGAUGAGAUGGUAAUCAGAGGCAGCAGUUUCAUUAUUCAUGAGCCUGAUGAUAUACUCAGUGCUUCUGUUCUAGAACAAUCCCCAGAUAAGCUUUCUGAUGUUGGUCUGAUGCCUGGCUUGCUACCUGAUGUUUGUGAGGGUCUUGUUAAUAAUAUAAUCAACAUUUCAGAAGAAGGCAGUAAACAUCAUGAAUUUGGGGUCACCUUUAUACAGCCAAACAAUCAGACUUUUAUCAUGGAGGAGGAGGUCUUUCAGACAGUUUCUGGUUCUGUAGGUUCCCAUAAAGGGUCUGGAGAAAGCAGGUAUUUGGACUUCCUCACUGUGGUUGAUUGCUCUGAUUGUAUCACACCAGUUUGUCAGAAAAAGUUCCAUACAGAAGCGCAAAAGUCCACUAACUCCACACCAGGUGAAGCAAAGACUUUUCAUAUCCCAGCAGAGGAGCUAGACAUUAGUGGUAAUGUCCAAACCUCUACUCCUGUACAGUCUUUGACUGGUAAAACUUGCCUUCUAUCUCUUUCUGACUCUUUAAUUAACAAGGGAAAGAGUGAUUUAGGCAGUCCAAUAACUGAAGUCAUGAAGGAACCUCAAUCUUCUGCCAGUCAAAAACCUAAAACACCUUUGACUGCACCAGCUAAAAGUAAUAAAAUACAAACAAAAAGGUUUGUGAAGCCUGACUUUAGUAACAUGAAAUCAAAGAUUCUGCCAAGACCCGUGAGCACAUUUAAGCCUUCAACUGUGGCAGUUGUAAAGGCCUCAACAAACCUGGUCAAAAGACCUUCUCAGUCCAUGGAGCACAAGGCAUCUCUUACCAGUUCAACCAAACCUGAAGUGUCUUCCAACCUUAAGAAGGAUCAAAAUGGUUUAAUUAAAAGAAAGCCGUCCACUUCUCAAGAUGGCACACAUAUUGCAAAGUCCCGACAUCACACUUGGUCUGAAGCUUCUAAUACUAAUGGAGAAGAGUCAUGUGUGAAGGAUCAACAGGUCAGUAAGACCUCUGACAACUGUACUACUGCAAAAACCUCAUCUGUCGGUUUAAAAAGUCGAUUCGGCCUGACUAAACAGGGUAAAGAAGAAAAACAUGGGAGCGGUUGGAACAUGUGGAAGAAACCACAGAAAUCUGCUUCAAAGACGGACUCGUCACGUCCAGCAGAAGUGGGAUCGUGUGACUGGAGCAAAAACAGUGCUGCAGCCCAGCCAUCGUCAUCCAGGACUGGUGGCGCUCCGGCUGGUCAGACUCCAGCUGCAAGCCCUCAACCACUAACUCUGUCUGCGUCAAAGCUUAAGUCUGGCACGGCAGGAAAAAAUGGCUGCAUCGCCACUGACAUGCCUUCACAGAGAAGAGGAGGUAAUUCAAACAUGCAUGUGACAGAGGCUGCAAGAACUGAGGGUUCAGGGGGAACCCAUUCCAGGUCCUCACUUUCUGCUGCUCACCCACAUGCUUCCAAACUGCCUGUGAAACCAAGAGCCCAAAUUAAAAGCUUUAAUGCCUCCAGUGGACUCUCAAAACCUGAUUUGGAGCCACCUUCAGGAGGAAAAGCUCCAUCCACCAGGACUACUGUAAUAAAAUCCAGGGUCCAAAGUCUGCCUCCUAAAACCCCUUCAUCGGGGUACAAGAACACGUCAUCAUUGUCUCAAACAUCUGUGAGGACUUCAUCAAGCAUCUCGAAAACUCCUAAUUCAUCACGACCUGUUCGAGUUUCUGGUGCUUUAUCAGUUGACAAGAACAGAACGAAGGCGAGCACACAGAGCCAGCAGCAGAGCCAGAUCAACGGCCAGCCGGACCUUGUGCCGCCGGAGACCAAGCCACGAGGGCUGGAUUAUUACAAGACUCUGUGUGAGAAAAAGAACCAGACCAUCCAGCAGCUGAGAAGCAGUUUACUAGCCAACAACCACAAAUUCGAAGCCAUCACUAUAGUUGUGCAAAAUCUUUACACACAGCACGAAGAUGCAGUGAAGCAGCGCAGGGAACUAUCUGUAGAACUUCUGAACCUGCGUCAAGAACUUGUGAGCUCGGCCCAGUCAUGCGAUCUUUUGGAGAAGGAGAAGGACGAGCUGAAUGCUGCCUUCGAUGGAGUGCUGCAGAAGGUGCAGGAGCAGCACCGCUCAGACCUGGUCGACCUGGAGCAGCGGCUAAAGACUUUCUACUCAGCCGAAUGGGAGAAAGUCCACCAGACCUACCAGGAGGAAGCGGACAAGUGCAGAGCCCAGAUGGAGAAACAGCUUGAGGAGUUAAGAGCCAACCAUGAAGUGCUGAAAAAAGAACUGGAAGCAAGCCAUGAUGAGAAGGUUAAGAGCCUUAAUAAGAACUAUGAAGAAUCUUUUGAAGAACUGAAAAAAUAUCAUGAGCAGGAAAUUCAAGCUCUUGUUAAAACACAGAAAGAUACUGAAUUAUUGUUGUCUAAUCAAAUUGAAGAACUGACCACAGUUAACAACUCCCUAAGCGAGAGAAUAAAAGCAGAGGAGGACCGGAGGAGAGAUUUGGCUGAGAAAUGUCAGAAGGACUCCCACACGCUUUAUCUGGAGCAAGAGCUUGAAAGUCUGAAAUUUGUGCUGGACAUUAAGAACAAGCAGAUCCAUCAACAGGACAAGAAACUCAUGCAAAUGGACAAACUGAUGGAGAGGAAUGUACAGCUUGAUGAAUAUCUCAAGAAACUCCAGCAAGAAAAUGAGGACCUAAAAGCCAGGAUGGACAAACAUGCAGCCUUAUCAAGACAACUUUCCACAGAGCAGGCCGUCCUGCAGGAAUCUCUACAGAAGGAGACCAAAGUCAACAAGCGUCUGUCCAUGGAAAAUGAGGAGCUGUUGUGGAAACUCCAUAACGGAGACCUGAGCAGUCCACGCAAGAUCUCCCCCUCAUCCCCCUCCAUGACUCUGCAGUCCCCUUGCCACUCAGGCAUUUUCUCCAGCCCCCCAGUUUCCCCCAGAUAACACUGGCAUUCAGCUUCCAGGAAGCAGUUUCUCAAACUCUCUGCCCAAGACAGAGUUCUUCUACUGAAAGCUAUAUUAGCUGUGUUGGUCCAGAUACGGUCACCUGAAAGACUGUAUACAGAACGGAUCUCAGGUGAACCUUGUUCAGUGAAAAGACUUAAAUAUUAUAACUAUAUAAAAUAUUGCACAGAAGCACUUGAUCAAUGAGGCCACCUUUUGUACUUUUGCCUUUUAUGUUUCAUUUGGAAUGAAAAAUAUCUCAGGGUUUCAUCAUCUUGACUACGUUGUUGUUGUUAGUUCAGACUGUUUUCCAUUUCAUUGAAUUUUAUUUCUUUUGUUAUUUGGAAACGAACAAGUGAAAUGGCUUUUCUUUGUCUUUCGUUUGUCUUGAGUUCUGUGUAGUUGACCGCUGUGUGGCAUCAAUCAGUAUGAAGGCCUUUAAAUAAUUUAAAAAGCUUUAUCGCUUACAGCCUUUGGAUUUAAAUGGAAUCUUUCUAUUUUGUUUUACACUAUUAGUUGAUCAUGGUUAAAUUUAUUUUUGCAGUAUUUGUUCCUGUCCCCUAUAUUUAAAAAAAGGAAAUGUAUAUGUAAGAAAAAUAAUAUAAAAGAUAAAGAAACCCACACUGUACAACAUAAAUCAUAUCUUAUAUAUGAAGACAUUUGAUUGACCAGACUGAAUACAACAAAAUGCUUGUGGUAGAAAAGUAGUUUUCUAUAGAUUAGAAACUUUAUCACAGCUUUAUGAAUCGAAUCAUGUGAAUCAUUUUUACUCAGUUCAUUUCUACCCUGUAGUUUAGGCUCUUUCACUGCUGCUGAGCCUUAACAAGAUCGUGGUAGACUUUCUGUUUUGUCUCUUUUCCCUAACUAGCAAUUGACCUUGGAACCUAAACACAAGUUGUGCAUGUUCCAUUGCCUUCAACAUUGCCCCCUGCUGCUCAAAACCUCCUCUGCAGCUUUAAGGUCUAACUAUUUCAAGUGUUUCAAGAGUCUUCAAGUGUCUUUUCUAUUAAUUAUAAGUGCACCUGAGGUUGAUAGGUUCACUGUUUGUGUUGAUUUAUGUGUGCGUAUUAAAUUUAUUGGUGCAAAGAUUUUUUUUUUUUGAAGUCUGCAAUUAAUAAAGUAAUUAAAAACAUUUGUUCAUUACAAAUAAAGUGCUUUGUUUUCAAUAGUU